Messenger RNA from Mesocestoides corti, 4023 nucleotides. The record is from the annotation of a GenBank genome assembly. Lineage: Eukaryota; Metazoa; Platyhelminthes; Cestoda; Cyclophyllidea; Mesocestoididae.
AUGUCAAUGUUGGAGGAGAUGAGCAUUCAGGGUAUUCGAAGUUUUGGACCCGAGAAUCCUCAAAGAAUUAAAUUUUCUGCGCCAGUUACUUUGAUUCUGGGCCCAAAUGGCACAGGGAAGACGACCAUUAUUGAAUGUCUAAAGUAUGCGAUCACUGGCGAGUCCCCACCUGGUUCCAGGAAUGGGGCAUCUUUUAUCCAUGAUCCCAAGGUGAGCCUGACACGAUCUGUGGAGGUUAAGGCCAAGGUUGCGGUCAAGGCUAAGGAUGUAAAAAACAGUCCUCUCAUCGUCUCACGCAGCCUGGUUGCUACACGACGUGGAACGGUACGCACAACCCUCUUUGCAUUCGCAAAGCAGCCCACUCUGAAGACUUUGGACGGAACAAUAAAGAGGCUCACUCCGACAGGCCAAACAGUCAGUCUCAGCUCGCGUUGCGGUGAAAUCAAUAAAGAGAUGGAAAACAGUCUGGGAGCUUCAAAAGCCGUUUUCGAAAAUGUAAUUUUUUGCCAUCAGGAGGAAUCGAAUUGGCCGCUGCAAGAAGCAAAGGCCGUGAAGGAGCGCUUCGACGAUCUUUUCGCAUCUUCUCGUUAUGUCAAGGCCCUUGAUGCUAUCAGAAAGUCUAGAAUCAGUCAGAAUGAAAAUGUUAAGGUUUUCCGGGCUGAAUUAACUCACUUGAGUCGGUCUAAAGAGGAGGCAAACAAGCUUAGAGGUCAGGCACUGGACACAAAGUGCGCCCUUAAUUCUCAAAUGCAAGUUCUCGCGGAAGUUGACAAACAACUGGAUCCAGUGACUGUGGUGAAUCUCCUUACAUUUAACUAUCCUCUCCAGGCUGAAUUAACCCUUUAUCGGAAGAAAUCCGCGGAUUUGGUCAACUAUCAAUCUGAAGCUCGUACGUCAUGGCGUUCGUGUGCAGCGGAAAAAGCGAGCUUGGAGGCCGUUUUCAGGGAUUUGUCAAAAAAUAUUGGCAAGGAAUUUGAAGGAACGGAUGCAGAAUUGAACAAUGCAAUUGAGCACGCCGAAGAGCAGUUGUUGGAAAAACAGCAGUCGCUUGUGAUGGCGGAGGGUGAAUUGAAGCGUCAUCAGACAGAACUUGAAGCCAACGAGAAGAAGAGGUCGGAGCUCAUUGUCCGAAAAACUCAAUUAGAUGUUGAAGUAAAGAGAAUGGAUCAGACUGUGCAAAAGCGUAAUGAGCUCUUGGGUCGGCUAGCUGCACGCUUUGAACUUAACGGAAUCUCUCAAAAGUGUGCUCUUGGUAGUGACAUUUCCACCGAUGAGGUGGACGCAGUACAUCAACAUUUGAACAGGGCCCUUCGUGAAGCUGAAACUCAGUUAUCCCAAACGAAGGCCUCCACGGAAGCAAAUAGCCAGAAGGCUCAGAAGGCUGUUGACGAAGCUCGCUCAGCCCUGGUUCGAAUGGAGCAGUCUAUUGCAGGUCUUGAAUGCGCCAUGACGGACAACACAACAGAAAUUUCUGCCGUUAAAACGAACUUGGAACGGGCUAACGCUGCCACUGGCGAAUUGGAGACUGUUAGCAGCAAAUUGGCGGAAGCUAAAAAGGCUCGCGAGCUGUUAGAGGCUUCUAUGAGUGAGUCGGAGGUAAAGAGCUCGAUUCAGAAGGCAGAGAUCGAGCGCAGCGUCUGCGAAACUGACAUGGCGUUGCUCGAUGCCCAGAUUGACGAGGCACAGCGCAACGUAAUGAAGAAUCAUGAAAUAAUUGUGUUGGAAAGAAACAGGAAUGCCGCAAUUGAGAAGGCCAGGAAAUUGCGUAGUCGUCAAUUGGAGUCGUUGGAGCAGAUUUUUGCCGGAGAAAUUGUCCCCGCUGUGGUGGUUGAUGAGUCUCAGACGUCCUGCAGUCUUGCAAAAUUGUUUAAUUCACGUUUUACCGAAUUAACCUCUUCUUCUAAGGCUGCUCAGCACAGUCUAAACAAAUUGCAACAGCAACUCUCCAAGUUGGAGAUGGAAUUGUCAUUCCAGAGCGACUGUGCUACUGAGGAGGGAAGCCUGUAUUUGUGGAAGAAGUUUCGUGACCGCCUUUCUCACGAGUCCGAAUGUCCACUGUGUCACAGAAAUUUUGAAAAUGAACAGGAUCACCAGGAGUUAAUUGAGGAGCUUGAUAAGCGUCUUGUCACAGUGCCCCACGAUUUGGCCGCUAAGAGGAAGGAGCUUCAACAAAUCGUGGCCCAAUACGAGACACUCAUUGAACUAAAACCAGUCAGCGUCAAUCUUUUGCAAUUAAAAGACUCAGAAUUGCCUGCCUUAGAAGGUCAAGUUCGGACUAUCCAAUCUCGGCUCGAGGAACUGCAAAGCAAAAUUGAACAGGAAACGUCGAAAUUGGAAUGCAUUCAGGCCGAUGAAUCUGUCGCUCGAUCACUUCAGGGCGAUAUAGCCUUCAUAGAGAAGUUGGAGAAGGAGAUAGCAAGCCAAAAUCGUUCUUUGAAAUUGCUUACAGCAGCGCCUGAAGGCACAGCACCCAACCUUGUUCCAGACCUCCAGGAAAAGCGUAAUGAGCUACGCGUCAAACGCAACAAUCUUUCUGCGGAAAUUGAUGACUUGCGCACCAAACUGGAACAGAAGUUGGCCGAACGUCAGAAAGCAGUAAAUAAAGAGAAUGAGCUGAGGAAUACCCUCCUCAACCAUUUCCAUCUUGUUGCUUUUUUAUCGCAGCUCGAAAAGGAGUUCCAAUCGGUGACCCACUUGAGGACUGAGCUCAACCGACUCACAUCGGUACGGGCUCGUGUUAGUGGAGAGCUGGAGGUUCUGCGUGGACAACUGCCCACCUGCAGGUCAGCCCUUGAUGCGGCCGAAGCUGAAAAGCAGAGCGUUAGUGCGGCGGGGAAGAAGCAAGUGGCCGAUGCUCUGGCCGAGUGGCAACUGUGGACCGACCAAAGCCGUCAGGUUGUGGAGGCGUGUGCGGCAGCCACCUUCAGAGGCGUGGAUGCAUCCUGCGGUGAACAUCCGAAAAAGCAGCUUGAGCGUGUCACAAAUGAACUUUCCGCUUUGGAUGGCGUCGUUGGAGAGCUUAAGCUUGCUAUUGAAAAUACCUCAAAUGUAAUUGAAGCUCUCCGCACUACCGUCGCUAAUAACAAGAUAUUUCAACGCGAACUAGAAGACUGCGUGCUCUUACGACAGACACGAAGUCAGCUGUCUUUACUCAAUGUGCAGGUUCAGGAAAUUCAGCGAAAAAUAGAUGCCUGUAAAUCUGGUAUCCCUGAGUCUGCAGAUCUCGUGGAGUACGUUAGCCACCUAUCCGACAAGGAAGACGGGCUCCGCAAGCAGAGACAAGUUGUCAAUGACAGAAUCACACGGUUGCAGACUGAAUUGCGAAUGUUGGAAUGCAGCUUGUCGGAAAAGUACGCCGAUGCUGAAACUGAGUACAUGAAGAAGAUGUAUGAGCUCAAGAUCGCCGAACUAGCGGCCACUGAUCUCCAGCAUUUUCAUGAAGCACUUGAUCGGGCAAUUAUGGCGUAUCACACGGAGAAAAUGGAUGAAGUCAACGAACUAAUCCGGGAUUUGUGGCGAACGACAUAUCGAGGAAACGACAUAGAUUACAUAAAAAUCUGUAGCGAAGAGGAGCCCCUAUCAGUGGCCGCAAAUGCUGCGAAAACUCGGCGGACGUACAACUACCGCGUUGUGAUGGUGAAGACGGGAUCUAGUGCUGCUGAUAUGGGUUUCUCAGCCGUAGGCAGCAAACAGGCGCGGGUCACUUCGACAGAGACACUGCUGGACAUGCGCGGUCGUUGUUCUGCCGGCCAAAAAGUACUCGCCAGUCUGGUGAUUCGUCUGGCAUUGGCUGAAGUCUUUUGUCUUCAAUGUGGUGUGCUUGCGUUGGAUGAGCCGACCACGAAUUUAGACCGCGAAAACAUCGAAUCGUUGGCGUAUGCCCUCACCGAGAUCAUCAAAACUCGGUCAAGUCAACGAAACUUUCAGCUCAUUAUUAUCACUCACGAUGAAGACUUCAUCGAACUUUUGGCGCGAGCUGGUUGCGGCGGCCACCUAUUGCGUCUUGUGCGAAACCUAGAGUGA